GUUGCGCAACUUGGCAACAUGGCGGCGUCCGUAAGGCUGUUGUUCCGUCGCCUGGCUCGCCUUUCCCACAAAAACAUUACUUCUUCAGCUGCUACUGUUUCACGCCGCCCAGGCUGCUGUUUGGGCCCGUCUUCCUCUCGCUGCAUUAGUGACACAGCAGAGGACAGAAGCACACACUUCGGGUUUGAAAAGGUGCCCGAGGCAGAAAAGGCGAAGAGAGUCUACAAGGUGUUUGAGAAUGUGGCGCAGAAAUAUGACGUCAUGAAUGAUGCCAUGAGCCUUGGCGUCCAUCGGCUGUGGAAGGACAUGCUGCUGCACGUCAUGCACCCGCAGCCUGGUGCUCGGCUCCUCGAUGUGGCCGGAGGAACAGGCGAUAUUUCUUUUCGUUUCCUGGACUAUAUUUUGUAUCAGCAAGAGAGACGGAAGCGCCGAGCAGCGGCUUCCAGCCAGACCCCAUCAUGGCAGGACAUUUCUGACAAGUAUCCCACUGAGGACAGACCCCAGGAGUCCAGGGCUGUCGUUUGUGACAUCAACAAGGAGAUGCUGAAAGUGGGCAAACAGAGAGCAGACAGCAUGGGCAUCACAUCUGGGCUGUCAUGGGUGGUGGGAGAUGCAGAGGAGCUGCCCUUUGAUGAUGACCAGUUUGAUAUUUACACCAUCGCCUUUGGCAUUCGAAACGUCACUCAUAUCGAUCAGACCCUUCAAGAGGCUCUGCGUGUCCUGAAGCCCGGUGGAAGAUUCAUGUGCUUAGAGUUCAGCAAAGUCACCAAUCCUGUUCUUGCAAAACUUUACGAUGUGUACAGCUUCCAGGUGAUCCCAGUUUUAGGAGAGGUGAUCGCUGGAGACUGGAAGUCAUAUCAGUAUUUGGUGGAGAGCAUUCGCAAGUUCCCUGAUCAGGAGGAGUUCAAAGGAAUGAUUGAAGAUACAGGUUUCUUCUGUGUGCAGUACUUCAACUUCACAGGUGGAGUAGUGGCUCUUCACUCAGGUUUCAAGCUGUGAGCUGCACUCUAAAUGCCUCCCGUAGAAAUACAAAAAAGAAAACUGUCAAAGCUGAUGUGUCACGGACUGAUUUCAGACAUGAAGCCUCAGAAGCUCUCAGCAGAUUCUGCUGCAUAAUGACAGAAAGGCAGAGGUCAGUGGUUGUUAUUUAUUUACAUAUGUGGAAAGCGGUUUUUGUGUUUGCACUUAUGGUUGUUCAGAUAACUCCACACUAAAGUUUGUUUUCACUGCCUCUGCUGUACAAAAAUAUUUUUGCAACAGUCUCAUUUGAAUAAAUAAAACCUUAAGUAACUCA
Molecule: messenger RNA, 1294 nt
Organism: Xiphophorus couchianus (Monterrey platyfish)
Lineage: Eukaryota; Metazoa; Chordata; Actinopteri; Cyprinodontiformes; Poeciliidae
Gene: coq5
Product: coenzyme Q5, methyltransferase
Exons: 7
Coding region: 19-999 (326 amino acids)
Biological process (GO): ubiquinone biosynthetic process
Molecular function (GO): 2-methoxy-6-polyprenyl-1,4-benzoquinol methyltransferase activity
Source: RefSeq, a predicted model, not a curated record